This is a messenger RNA of Durio zibethinus, 1145 nucleotides long. RefSeq names its product stromal cell-derived factor 2-like protein. The record is from RefSeq and is a predicted model, not a curated record. NCBI's taxonomy places the organism in Eukaryota, Viridiplantae, Streptophyta, Magnoliopsida, Malvales, Malvaceae.
UUCCACCCUUCACAGCCAGAUCAAUUAAAAACCAUUGAAAAAUAAAUCCGUUAUUUUUCCGUUAGAUCGCAAACAAUUUCCUCCACCGUGGCGCCGUCGGGGCCGCAAGCCCUCUCUCUCAGAAAACCUUCUUCGUCUUCAAUUCCAGGUGCGAGCAGAGUAGAGAAAAGAGAACAUUCUAGAAAGAAUCCGAAGGUCGAUUAUCCAUUUUGGCAACAGAAUUGGUUUAUUGGAUUACUAUUCGUGAUGGCGAUGGGAUUCUUCGGUCUCACUCUGUUCCUCUACCUCUCUUUCGAUUUCGAUAAAGGUUUUCCUUCCUCCGCCUCCGCCUCCUCCUCCUCCUCCUCCCAAAGCGUCGAGAUUACUUAUGGGACGGUUCUAAAGCUGAUGCACGAGAAAACAAAAUUUAGGCUGCAUUCACACGAUGUGCCGUACGGUUCUGGAAGUGGACAGCAAUCUGUUACCGGUUUUCCUAAUGUAGAUGACUCCAACAGCUACUGGAUUGUUCAGCCUCCACCAGAUACAUCUGCUAAACAAGGAGACACCAUUCCUAAUGGAGCAAUUAUUAGGUUGCAACACAUGAGGACUAGAAAAUGGCUGCAUAGCCACUUGCAUGCUUCCCCAAUAUCAGGAAACCUAGAGGUUAGCUGCUUUGGAGGAGAAUCUGAAUCUGACACAGGCGAUUAUUGGAGGCUCCUUAUUGAGGGAAGUGGGAAGACUUGGAAGCAAGAUCAAAGGAUUCGGCUUCAACAUGUUGACACUGGUGGCUACCUGCAUAGUCAUGACAAGAAAUACUCGAGAAUAGCUGGUGGACAGCAAGAGGUUUGUGGGGUUCGAGAAAAGCGUGCUGAUAAUGUAUGGUUGGCUGCAGAGGGUGUGUAUCUCCCCAUUACUGUAAGCAAGUAGGAUAGAUAUGUUUAACAGAUCGCUACUUUUGUAAAAGCAGGUGUAUGGGUUUUGGAUAUAUAGGUGUCUGGUGCCUGUUUCUUGAGUAGCUAUAGCCAUUUUAUGAAAUCAAGUAGCAUGUUUUGCAGAAUAACUUCCACUGCUAAGUACUCUAUUAUGCAUGCUUAUGUACCUUCAGACGAUACUGAUCAAAUGUAGCCCUUCUAAUGAUUAAUGAGUUCUAUUUUUUUUUCUCUAUA